Molecule: messenger RNA, 1618 nt
Organism: Zingiber officinale
Lineage: Eukaryota; Viridiplantae; Streptophyta; Magnoliopsida; Zingiberales; Zingiberaceae
Product: guanine nucleotide-binding protein subunit beta-like
Exons: 7
Coding region: 233-1372 (379 amino acids)
Biological process (GO): G protein-coupled receptor signaling pathway
Cellular component (GO): cytoplasm; heterotrimeric G-protein complex
Molecular function (GO): signaling receptor complex adaptor activity; protein binding
Source: RefSeq, a predicted model, not a curated record
AGUUAUGACCGCGCCAGAGAUGAGUCUGUACCCGUCCCGAGUGGACCCGAGCGGCUGGCUUCCCAUGCUUCCUCUCCAGCCUCCCUAGCUCUCAGUCUCACUGCCGAUCCCUAGCUUUCGUAUUGGCAUUUGCCGCCUUCUCAGAGUCGAUCUCACUUCUCGAGGGGGAGCUUCCAGAGCUGGAGCCGUGGAGCUGAAGGUUUGGAGCUCGGAUCCUGCUCCAUCGAGCACGAUGUCGUUUCCGGAGCUGAAGGAGCGGCACGCGGCCGCGACGGCGACGGUUAACUCUUUGCGGGAGCGGCUCAAGCAGAGGCGGCAGCAGCUGCUUGACACGGACGUGGCAAAUUAUACCAGGACCCAGGGGAGGACGGCGGUCAACUUUAGCUCAACGGAUCUGGUUUGCUGCAGGACACUUCAGGGACAUACUGGCAAGGUCUAUUCACUGGAUUGGACCUCUGAAAGGAAUCGGAUAGUCAGUGCCUCUCAAGAUGGGAGGCUAAUUGUAUGGAAUGCUUUGACAAGCCAGAAAACUCAUGCCAUUAAGCUUCCUUGUGCAUGGGUCAUGACAUGUGCCUUUGCUCCAAAUGGACAUUCUAUCUCAUGUGGCGGUCUUGACAGUGCAUGUUCCAUUUUCAAUCUUAAUUCUCAAGUCGACCGUGAUGGGAAUAUACCAGUUUCACGGGUUCUCAUGGGACAUAAAGGCUAUGUGUCUUCAUGUCAAUAUGUUCCUGAUCGAGAAAGUCAUUUGGUUACCAGCUCAGGAGAUCAGACAUGCGUAUUAUGGGAUGUUACCACUGGACAAAGGAUUUCUAUAUUUGGUGGAGAAUUUCCUUCAGGUCAUACAUCUGAUGUAUUGAGUGUAUCUGUCAGCAGCUCAAAUUCAAAUAUGUUCGUCUCUGGUUCUUGUGAUGCAACUGCUCGAUUAUGGGAUGCUAGAAUUGCUAGUCGAGCAAUUCGAACUUAUAAUGGUCACCAAGGUGAUGUUAACACUGUCAAAUUCUUCCCUGAUGGUCAGAGAUUUGGUUCUGGAUCAGAUGAUGGCAAGUGCAGGCUAUUUGACAUGAGAACUGGGCACCUGCUUCAAGUAUAUGCCCAACAACAUAACAAUAAUGAACCAGAUUGUCCCUUUGUCACAUCCAUAGCAUUCUCUAUAUCUGGAAGACUGCUUUUCGCUGGGUACUCAAAUGGUGACUGCUUUGUGUGGGAUACCCUCUUAGCUGAGGUAGUUGUUAAUCUUGGUAAGCUACAGAGUUCCCAUGAAGGUCGCAUAAGCUGCUUGGGUUUGUCAGAUGAUGGGAGUGCUCUAUGUACAGGAAGUUGGGACAAGAACCUAAAGAUUUGGGCUUUUGGAGGAUUGAGGAAAGUGAUCUGACGCUGCUUAAUUCGGACUCAAAUAUUGGAGAUUACAUUAAGGGUCAAGCCACACUCAAUUUUCAUGCAUUUUUCUAGCUGACAAAUGCUAGCUCUAGAAAUUUGUACUGCUAGUUCUUUCGAUAGCUUCCUAUGGGGCACUAGUUUUCUAUUAGUAUAUAUUUUUUUAAAUUUCCUUGUAAGGAACUUAUUAAUUAAUCCGUUUAAUUUUCUGAAUUGGAAUUUGGAGGUUGUUUUCCAUGGCAAA